UUUUGUCUUCUGUCUGGAGUUGAUUUUUUGUUUUGUUAGAGAGAGAGAGAGAGAGAGAGAGUUGAAAUCCGAACUUCUAAAUGAAUAGAGUACUCUCUGUUUUCUUUUUUGUGAGUACUUGUGGGCUGCAAAUGGGAUCAACUAGAAGCCAUAAUUGUACUCUCUAACAUUUGUUUGUGCUUGAUAACUGGCUGGAUGUAGUCUUAGUUGUACCCUUAUGUUCUUGUUGAAUGAAUUGUAUUCAUGUGAAAGAGAAAUGAAAGAGAUCUCAUUGCAGUUGUUUGGAAAUGUUGGCUCUGUUGGGACAUAUAAUAUAUGCUAAGUAAUAUAUGUAUGGGUUUUAUUAAUCCUCUUUCAUGGAGUGGUAAGUUAUAUUCAUGAGAGCAUAAAUCUAGUUUAAACUUUUCAUGGCAGGCAUAAAGACUUUAUGUUUCAACCCAUGCUCUCACCAAGUAUUUGCUGGAACCGCUACUGGAUAUGGAUUUUGUUGGGACCUAAGGAUGGGACUUUUGUGGAAGACACGAGUGAGUCAAAAUAGUGUAUAUUCAAUGCAACACCAGAGAAAUGAUGCAUCAACUUUGGCUGUUGGUGGAAUAGACGGUGUGCUACGUCUACUGAAUCAGAACACAGGUGAAGUAAUUUCAAGAUGCAUCUUGGACGGUUAUUUAUCACCAAGUUCACAAAACACACUUGGGGCUACACAAAGAACGAGGGGAAGAAGGCUUUCAGAAGAUACCGCCAUUGACAGCAUUCUCAGAAGCUGUCGACCUCCCAUUACGUGCUUGGCUGUAGGGAUGAAGAAGGUUAUCACCACACACAACAGCAAGUACAUCAGAAUCUGGAAAUUUGACUGAGGCUGAGAGGCGACUCUUUUUCCUUAGGUGUUGAUCUUGACUCUUGACUGAGGCCAUUCUGUUUUUGCUAGGAUAUGAUGAUAUUCAUGAUAAAUGUAGAUAUAUAAAGUUCAUGUUUUCAAUAUAGUUCUUGCUAGGAUAUGAUGAUAUUCAUGACUCUUGACUGAGGACAAACUACAACACUUUAUUCUUGAAAAAUGCAAACCUGUUUUCAAUAUA
Molecule: messenger RNA, 1073 nt
Organism: Prunus avium (sweet cherry)
Lineage: Eukaryota; Viridiplantae; Streptophyta; Magnoliopsida; Rosales; Rosaceae
Source: RefSeq, a predicted model, not a curated record